Molecule: messenger RNA, 1661 nt
Organism: Ochlerotatus camptorhynchus
Lineage: Eukaryota; Metazoa; Arthropoda; Insecta; Diptera; Culicidae
Product: probable 4-coumarate--CoA ligase 1
Exons: 3
Coding region: 39-1661 (540 amino acids)
Biological process (GO): fatty-acyl-CoA biosynthetic process; long-chain fatty acid metabolic process
Molecular function (GO): long-chain fatty acid-CoA ligase activity
Source: RefSeq, a predicted model, not a curated record
GUGACCAGAACGCGCAUCAACCACAUCACAGAGCAAUCAUGUUCACGUCCUACGAUCCGUCAGGAAAGAUUUGGUCCGGCCCCAGGCAGCCGGGUCCUUUCAACCCGCAAGCUAAUCUGGGCCAAUUGAUCUUGAACGUACUGGAACGAAACCCAACUAUGGUGGCCCAGGUCUGUGUGGAGUCCGGAGUGGAGUUGACCUGCCAAGAGGUACGUCUCCGCUCGAUACGAGCCGCACAGAACCUGACCAAGCUGGGCUGCAAGCAAGGUGACAUGAUUGGCUUUGCCGUGAGGAAUCGCGAAAACGUGGCGCCUUUGGUGUAUGGCUGCUUCCUGAUUGGGGCUCCCGUGAACUGCGUUGAUCCGGAUUAUACGACCGCAGAUAUGGCGCACAUGUUUCGCAUUAGCAAACCGGUGCUGGUAGUGGCCGACGAAGAUAACGUGGAAACGGUGAAGGCAAGUUGUCAGGCUGUUGGGAUAAGCCCGAAGUUUGUCGUGAUGGAUCGAGCUUUCGACAAAGGCGAUUUGUCCGGUUGGGAUGUUGUUAAGGAGACCGGUAACGAGCAGUGUUACUUCCCGCUAUAUCUGGGUGACUCGGAGAAGCUUAUCGCAGCUGUUGUUUGCUCGUCCGGAACUACUGGAAUGCCCAAAGGAAUCUGCCUGUCACAUGCAAACAUCAUUCAUCAAUAUGCUAUGAUAUGCAACAUCCACCUAUUUAACACCGCCUUCUCGUUCAGCUCUCUGUACUGGGUAUCCGGAUUCAUCCCAUUAAUUCAAGGUCCGUUUAACAAUGCCACCCGCUACAUCUCGGCUCGCCCAUUCAGCCCGGAGGCGUUCUUCGAAAUCGUCAAAAAAUAUGCCCUCACGCACGUGUUCUGUCCACCGGCCCAAGUUGCAAUGCUACUUCAGAGUCCUCUGUUGGGAAAAGCCGACCUUUCCAGUAUCGAGGUCUUCUACUCGGGUGGAGGCAUUUUUACGCCUGGACUUCGCAAGUCCAUCGAGAAAUGGCUGCCCUCGGGUAGGACCGGCGUGGGCUAUGGGACGUCGGAGAUCGGCUUCAUAGCCACGGAUGCCUUCGGACCGAUACGAGAAGGAUCGGUAGGACAUCUGGCUCCGAACAUUGAAGCCAAGGCACUGGAUGAUGAUGGGAAACAAGUGGGCGUCAACGAGAGGGGUGUCCUCUGGCACCGGUAUCCCAUCAAACCGAUGGGAUAUCUGUACAAUCAAGCCGCAACCGACGAGAUCCUGACCGACGACGGAUGGGUUUGCAGUGGAGACGUGGGAUAUUUCGACGAGGAUGGCUAUCUGUUUUUGGUCGACAGGAAAAAGGAAAUCAUCAAAUAUAAAGGCUAUCAAAUAUCCCCAUCAGAGAUUGAGGCCACGAUCGAGGAACUACCGGAGGUGUCACUUGCAUGCGUGGUGGGAUUAUUUGACUCGGUAUUGCACGUAGAUCUACCGACGGCAGUGGUUCAACUUCGAAGGGAACGCAAGCUUAGUGAGGGUCGUGUGAUCGAUCAUGUGGCCAAGAAACUUGCGGAUUUCAAACACCUUCGCGGUGGAGUAUUCUUUGUAGAAGACAUGCCACUGACCAAAUCGGGGAAGCUCCAAAGGUACGAGAUACGCAAGUAUGCUGAACGAAGACCUACAUCGACUGCAAAUUGA